UGUGGCAUGACGACGGACUGAGCAUCGAUGGCGACACCGUCAAACUCGAGGAGUGAGUGACGCGACGCGCGUAGGUCUUCCCAUCGCGCUGAUGCACGCCACGCAGCAUCGUCACUCGGAUAUGUAUGGACGUGCGGUUACUGGCACAGCUGUACACGUUUCCCGACCGGCCACCCAACCUGGCGCGACGGCUGUGCAGCGAGGAGUGCCAUGCGAUCUACAACGGCGGACGGCACGCCUACGUGCUGGCGCUCAGCCGCAUCGCCUUCGCCGACGAGCCGUCGUGGGUGGACGACGCGGAGCGGAGACGCAUGCAGGUCGUCACCGGUAAGUCGAGCCGGGCAGCAGACGUCUGGCGCUUGCUGACGUCCGACCUGCAGACUUGGCCGUUGAGCUCGUGGAGCUCAUGCUCAAUCCCGAAGAGCUCGAGGCGGCGUGGGAGCUGUGCGCCGAGGGCGCCAGCGACGACCGCGGCGAUGAUGCCUCGUCUGGGUCUCUGACGCAGGCGUCGAAUCCUGCCGGCGCUCCUACGCCGGUCGCCAAUCGGGCGGCCGCCGCGUCGCAGACCCAGCCCGAGAUGAUCGUGAUUGACGACG
This is a messenger RNA of Tilletiopsis washingtonensis, 596 nucleotides long. RefSeq lists its product as hypothetical. NCBI's taxonomy places the organism in Eukaryota, Fungi, Basidiomycota, Exobasidiomycetes, Entylomatales. The record is from RefSeq and is a predicted model, not a curated record. The coding region runs from base 126 to 500 and encodes 124 amino acids. The transcript has a single exon.